GUUUUCAGUCGUCUCUAGUGGAUCAAAGUAACUCUCUGAACUCUGCAUGUUGGAUUAUUAUGAUGAAUGAUUUCAACUUUAAUAAACGUGACAUUUGAGAGGUGUAAUUUGAUUUAAAGUGGUUGUUUUUGAGGGAACCUGUCUGCGUGUGUGUAGAAAGAGGGGAUUACCUCUUUGUGCCCUCUGAACCUUUAACAUUCCUCCUGCCGGCCCUGCAGGGGAAAACGCCUGGCUCAGUGCUUUUCUUUCAUAGUAAAAUGCUUACGGGCAGGCCAGAGGGGCCGGCGGCGUUUCCAGGCGAUGCGAUGACCCGGUGGCUUUGGCUCGGGCCGACAGUGAUGACGAGAGGCUUUCUAUUGUGCCGGGAGCCUCUGCGUUUGGCCUUUGCCAGAGUAUAAAAGCCUGGGUCGAGCGUUGAAGGCACCAGCACGAGCCAGCCUCCCACACGGCACUGCAAGCUAUACUAACGCAGGUAAGGACACACACACAGACACGGGGGACAGGGGGGGACACACGCAGACCCACAAGCCCAAAUAUGAGCCUCAUAAACCCCAUAAACACUCCAACAGCCCUCUGAGCCACGUCCGGCACACCCUUCCACCUCCUGUCUGUCACUGCCAUCCAUCCACACCUUCUAUUUCUGCUCCAGACUCUCCUGAAGCCCCUCACCAUGUCUCAGACUGCCAAGUCCGCCUCCAGCCAGGGCACCGAUGCCAAGGACAAGGGCGCCCCAGCUCCAGCUGCCUCCAGCAAGGCCACCAAGACCGGAGAGCCUGGCAUGGGAUCCUACAGAAUCAUGCUGUUCGACCAGGAGAACUUCCAGGGCAGGAUGAUCGAGGUCCAGAAUGAGUGUAUGAACGUGUGUGACCGUGGCAUGGAUAGAGUGCGUAGUAUCAUUGUGGAGUGCGGCCCCUUUGUUGCCUUUGAGCAGACUAACUUCCGUGGGGAGAUGUUCAUCCUGGAGAAGGGAGAGUAUCCUCGCUGGGACACCUGGAGCAACUCCUACCGCAGCGACUGCCUCAUGUCCCUCAGGCCCAUCCGCAUGGACAGCAUGGAGCACAAGAUCUGCCUGUAUGAGCUCUCCGACUUCAAGGGCAACAAGAUGGAGAUCCAGGAGGACGAUGUGCCCACCCUCUGGGCGCACGGCUUCUGUGACAGAGUGGGCAGCGUGAGGGUCCCCGGAGGAGCGUGGGUGGGUUACCAGUACCCUGGAUACAGAGGCUACCAGUACCUGUUCGAGUGCGGUGACUACAGACACUACAACGACUUCUGCGCCUUCCAGCCCCAGAUCCAGUCCAUGCGUCGCAUCAGGGACAUGCAGUUCCACCAGAGAGGAUGCUUCAACUUCACCUCCGCCAGCAAGUGAAUGACACCCGCUGGCCGUCUGGUGCUGUCGUAGCCAUGCAGCCCUCUCAGCUUUUUAUUUCUCCAAACGCCCCCCUUUUCUCCAAUCCUUUCCUAAAUCUCCACCAUCACCGCUCCAUCCCAAAGGAAAGACAGAAUGAGAGCAAAUACACGGGACAACAACAACUGACUUUUUAUGGUGCUAAAAAAU
Centropristis striata (black sea bass) is the source of this 1555-nucleotide messenger RNA. RefSeq names its product crystallin, beta B1 (gene crybb1). The record is from RefSeq and is a predicted model, not a curated record. Bases 671 to 1366 code for a protein of 231 amino acids. Gene Ontology annotation, biological process: visual perception; lens development in camera-type eye. Gene Ontology annotation, molecular function: structural constituent of eye lens. Lineage: Eukaryota; Metazoa; Chordata; Actinopteri; Perciformes; Serranidae. The transcript is spliced from 5 exons.